Molecule: messenger RNA, 1004 nt
Organism: Periconia digitata
Lineage: Eukaryota; Fungi; Ascomycota; Dothideomycetes; Pleosporales; Periconiaceae
Source: the annotation of a GenBank genome assembly
CCACCCAGACGCCUAGUUCAAUAUUUGUCCCUCCGUACUUCCCAUGUAAACCAAAGAGCCAAUCCCUCGCGGCAUCCAUCCCUCAACCCAUACACAGGCAGUAAACCAAGGCCCCCUGCACUGCAUACGCGUGCUAACCGAUCCCUCCCAUCGAGGACUGUCAGCCAAUCGCGUAGACUGGCCCCGGGAGCGCACUACGAAAAGGGGGGGCAUACCACGUGCCGCGCAGUGGGUGCAGGGGUGCACUACCUAACCUCCCUCGGUGCGAGCAACCAAUGCACCAUUCCCCCUUCCGCGAUCACCUCCGCCCUCGCAUCAUGGCUUUUUCCUGGCCUCGUAACCGGGCGGCACAUACGGUGAUGCUAUUGAUAUCGUUGCCUUCGUGUCUUCUGGGUUAGUUGUACGAGCCUCCACUCGGAAAACCCAUCGUUCCCUAUCUCCUCACCGGCAAAAAUAUAUCCAUCGAUGCGUGUACGUGCAGUACCGCACGCCUGAUCAUGUAUGAAGAAUACGACGUCAGACGGGCAGCACCAACCGGCCAGCCAGCCACCAGAAGGGGAGGGGAAAAUCUCGAUAUAGCUUCGGUAUCUGGCUGCGAAUGCCAUCUUCCACCACCACCACCACCACCCACCUCUCCCGUGCGCCACGCAUCAAAUAACACAAAUCGUGCCUAGCGAGCGACUGGCCCCCCCUCAUCAUCGCCACGCGCCCAUCACAUCUCAUCUGCCACGAGGCAAGACACGAGGUCAGCACGAGGCAAACGAGGGUUCGCCUCCCAUGUCCCGCCUUUCUUUGGUCAGCCACCACCCACUUGGCCAUACCCUGAUUGUUUCUCCAUGCAGAGGCCACAGGGUGCCGUGGAGGGGUAAACGUGUACGACAGGGAGGAGGGAUGCAAGCAACCACCUCGAUCAAUUCCACCUGCCUUUCUGUACCCAUGAGCCAGCUUACCCGUACCUUGCUGCUGUAGCCUGUGCUGAUUUUGUACGUCAAUGGCUGAUUUUG